This is a messenger RNA of Pocillopora meandrina, 6819 nucleotides long. Lineage: Eukaryota; Metazoa; Cnidaria; Anthozoa; Scleractinia; Pocilloporidae. The record is from the annotation of a GenBank genome assembly.
AUGUCAAUUCUCUUUUUGACAGGUCAUCCUGGAAAAGUUAGUAUUAUGGCUACGGCUAUUUCGCCAUUUGCGUCAACGAAAGAGACUACCAACUAUGCAAGGCUAUGCCGCCUCCUGGUGGAUGUUGGAUCUCAGGUGCUUAGGUCCACUUUUGACACAAUACAUCCACCAGCGACUCUAUAUACAGUUUUGGGAAGUACCUCAGUGCAUUACGCCACAUUGCAAUCACUGUACAAAGGGAGGAAGAAAGUGCUGAAUCCCACGCAAUGGGGAAAGUUGUACCCUACUCACGCACCCGUGUCUUCUGCAGCCUUCGAUAUCACACUUCUAACGGUACUUCUUAGAAAUAUCUGUGGUUUGGGCCCUCCUGCCAAUGGAUGGGAUCGUCUUCCCCUAGCUACAAACAUAAGCAUCGCAGAUGACAUCGCCAGAGUAAAGUAUUACAGGAACACUGUAUACGGCCAUGCUUCUCAAGCCUCUGUGGAUGACAGUAGUUUCAGUGCUUACUGGCAGGAAGUAAGCGAAGCUUUGGUGAGACUCGGAGGAACUCAUUUUAGAGCUGAAAUCGACAACCUUGAGCACGACUGCAUGGAUCCAGAUAUCGAGGAGCACUAUCGUCAACUGAUGAAACAAUGGAAGAAAGACGACGACAGCAUCAAAGACAAGCUUGAAGAAAUUGAAAGUAAGUAAAACAUUAUCCACUGCCAAUGUGGAUGAAUCAGAAGGCUACAAAAGUAUAUAUUUCCAAUUAACACGGUAGUGUAGGUCAGCUCAUGAUGUUUUCAUCAUGGUCGGCACUAGUCGUAUAUUUGGAAGGUAUAUUUGCAUUGUGUGUAAAAUGAAGAAUUAACCCAAAUGUUGACACUAUGUUUUCAUUUGCAGUAUUUUUGUCUGUUCGUGGGUACUCGUGUACAACGGCUAGAGUGCAUUUGUUGAUUUCUAAGCGUCUUAUUGCGUUUGAUCUAUUCGGAAUCGACUAGAUAUUGAUAUACAUAUCAUUGUUUUAUCUGCACCUAACGUGAAGCUGUGAUAUAAAUUUGCUUAUGAAAAUGCGCAUACCUUUUGAAAUUUUCAGAUUCGCUGGAUAACACGAGAGACGCGAUUGACAAGAUAGAGAUCGAAGUGAAAGAGGUGAAAGAGAAGCUGAGUAGUCUGACGGCCUCAGCUGAAAAAAGGGCACAAGGUUAGUUGGUAGAGAGAGCUACUCACAGCAAAAAAAUUAUUAAGAGCGACACUGUUUCUUGGGUACAUAGCGCAGCUCAUGUGCAUGACGACGGUAAAUGCUGGAUGUCGGCCAACACAGCAUACUUUACUAGUCCAAGAGCACACCCUGAUCAAUACUGGCACUGGCUUUACACGAAGAUUCUAUGUAAUGUGUGGGAUGCUCGGAAUCUGAGAUUUUCUACCCUGGCUACCUCUCGGAUUUAAUGGUGUUUUGACAGCACUCAUACAUAUGUAUCAUCGUAGUCGGGAUAGUUUAUCGUCUUGUUUUAGUAACACCUUUCUUAUAAUGAACCUAACUUCCUAGUAGCGUUAGAUGUGACCCGCAUAUUUCGCAACGAAAUAACCAAAUCCUUCCUCCUAACGUAUUGGAGUAUUCAAUUCUACAUGGGAAAAUAGUUAAAUUAGGAUCGUCUUGAGUAAAAUAGGUUAGAAUAAGAUGUGUGGUUAUUUUACAUUUCCUGAGGAAAAGACUGUCGGCAAAACCUCCCACUUGAUCGCAGGCGGGUUUCUAGAUUUCUCCAGCUUUGAAUCACCGCGGUGUUGGGUAACUCAUGAUGUUUUCAUUUUGGACGGAACCAGUCACAUACUUGGAACGUUAUUCUAGCGUUAUGUGUGAAAAAUGAAGAAUUAACCCAAAUGUACACAUUGUUUUCAUGGGCAAUAUUUUUUCUGUUCGUGGGUACUCUUUUAUAACUGCUGGAGUGCAUUUUUGUAAUUUCUAAGCGUCUUAUUGAGUUUGAUCUAUUCGGAAUCGACUAGUUAUUGAUAUACGUUCCAUUGUUUUGUCUGCGCCUAAACGUGAAUCUGUGGUGUAAAUGUGCUUAUGAAAUUGCGCCUAUCUUUCUUAAAUUUCCAGAUUCUCGAGAAAAGAUGAGACACGACCUCAUAGACACAACUGAGAAGAUAGAGAUUAAAAUGAAGGAGAUUUUAGAUACGCUUAAUAGCCUGACGACCACAGUGGAAAAAAGCACAGAUGAAGGUUGGUUACUAGAAAGAGCUACUCACACAUAAACUGAACUAUCAACAGGGAUUCUGUUAACACAUCUUUUGAGCAUGACCACAUUAUUCGCGUGAUGUCAGACAAUUUAACAUCCUUUUAGGUAAUGUAUUGUUGUAAGAGCACAUCUUGGCUUUUAACCUGCUCUGGCUACAAAUGAAGAUACUUCGUAAUGUGUGGGAUGAAUGGGAUGGUAUGGAUGUGAGGCUACCUCUCGGUGUUGGAUGGUUUUCUGACAGCACUCAUACAUAUUUAGCCGUGAAGGUUAUUGUCUUAUACUAGUUUUACUUUUGUUGAGGAAAUAAGGAGAAAUGAGAGGGCAGAAAGGCGUUCUUUGGUUUUUAUUAAUUAGUUCUUACAAUGUCGCUUUUACUGACAAAAAUCUUUCUCAGACUAUCGGCUCCAAUGAUAUCAAUAUUUAUAUCUUGGGUUUCACUAUUAGAAACCGCUGAAGCUGGGCCAAAAGGUUUUUUAGAAUGUUGUAUAGAAUAAAAUGAAAACACAGAGGAAGGGAAAAGGAUCUAUUUAGUUAACUUUUAAUAAAUAAAGUGACUCUCACUCGGACUAAAAAUUUCCAAUGUUAUUCCACGAAAGGGCCUCUUGAGAAAAUGAGAAGCGAAAUGGCAAAGAUAAACAGUGAACUUAAAGAAGUGAAGGAAAAGCUGUGUACUUUGGCAACCCCUGUGGGAGAAAGUAAGAAUGAAGGUCAGUUGAAUUAUACAAUAAAAGUUAUCCUGCUUAACCGCAAAUUUAGCCGUAGUUAACAAUGUUCUGUAUGUAAAAGAGAGAUCAUCCUAUCUUAGAGAGAUUCAGUUUUUCAAUUUAAACAAUCUCUGGAAUAGUCUCUGUGGCGUGCUUUCAUUCCCUUCAAUUAUUUAAACUUUCACCCGUAAUUAGCCCAGAAACAUUACAUUUUUAUUAGAAGGGAGAACGAUAUAAAAAUAAAGUACAGUUUUAACGAAAAUAUUGGCAUUAAGGUCUGCUCCAUGUUAGAAAUUAACAGAGUAGGUUCGAUGGCAUUUAUAAGCUAAAUGGCCUUUGGUCAUUAAAUUAACAUGAAUCAUACAUUGAUACCUUUUCUUCAUUGUCCAAGUAAUUUCUUUGGCAAUGGUGUCGAACUCGUUCACUUAUUUAAAUUCAGUGCCGAAUACCUAGCAGCAUUAAAUGUGAUCCGCAUAUUUCUGAAUAAAACAACUAAACCCUUCCUUCGCACAUAUUGUGGAGUAUUCAAUUCUACAUGGGAAAAUAGUUGAAUGAGGAUCUUCUCGAGUAAAAUAGGUUAGAAUAAGAUGUAUGUGGUUAUUUUAUAUUUCCUGAGGAAAAGACUGUUGGCAAAAUCUUCCACUUCAUCGCAGGCGAGCCUCCAGUUUUCUGCAACAUUUGUGAUGAAACCGCGCGACAAAGAAGGCAGAAAGGCGUUGUUUCGUUUUCAUUUAUUAGUUCGUAGUCUCGCUAUAUCCCGAAAAAGCCUUGCUCAGACUAUGGCUCCAAUAAUAUGAAUAUCUAUCUCCCGUGUAAUUUAUUUUACAACAGAAAUUCACACACCGGUAAAGCCGAACAAACAGAGGAGGUUCAACUGAAUUUAUAAUCUAAAUGGCUUUUAAUCAGUAAGCAUGAAUCAUACACUAAAACCUUUUUGCGUAGUCCUAGUAAUUUCUUUGGCAACGGUAUCGUACUCAUUCGCAUAUUUAAAUUCAGUGCCGAAUACCAGAGAGGUAUCAUAAUUUUCAACACUGCAUUCAUUAGAUUUCUUACCUAUUUUGCUACUACUAGGUAUUUUUGAUCCAACUGAACUUAUCAAUGGAAUUCGCCAGCUGUACAAGACUCGUGAGGGAUGGCUCUCACCAUUUCCAUGGUGUGAAGAGUUUCAGUUUUUUCUUGGAAGUAUUUUUACAAGGCUCAAAGUGGUCAGAAGAAAGAAAACGAGAGGAGAAAUCACUGACGUAUUUGUUGACAUGUCGUCAAUACUAGAACCGUAUGAAGAGUGUUCAGCGCCGAGAACGGUGUUGAUUGAAGGAGAACCUGGUAUGGGAAAAACCACCUAUUGUAAAAAGUACGCCUACGACUGGGCCACAAAACAGCAAGCACCUCAGGUAUGCGGCUCAACGGCAUUUAAAGUGGUAUUGUUGCUGAAAUGUCGAGAUAUCCAUUCUGACGUUUGGGAAGCUAUUGAUGAUCAGCUUCUGCCCCGAGACAUCAAUGAAGAAGUCAAACAACAAUUCUUUCAGUUUAUUCGUGAAAAUCAGUCCAGCAUUUUAUUGAUAUUGGAUGGAUUGGAUGAGUUACCGUCCAGUAAAUUGUCGAUGUUUUCCGAAUUGAUUGAAGGAAGAGUACUCCCCAGAUGCCACAUAGUUGCAACAGCAAGACACGAAGUUGGAAAAGAGGUGAGAAAAUAUUGUGACGCGCUGCUUCAGAUUGAAGGAUUCACUGAAAAGCAUGCGAAAGGAUUUGUCACCAAGUACUUCAAAGAAAGGCCGGAUUUAGCCACCAAGCUCUCGGAACGGAUGUCGCGAGAUAAAAACCUGAGAGAAAUAGCGGCCAAUCCUCUAAACACAGCACUUCUUUGCCUUUUAUGCGAAGAGUUUGAGGGCACACUCCCCGAAAGCAGAGCUCAACUGUACUUGGAUAUUGUUGAAUGUGUUUUGAGAAGAUAUAGAAAAAAAAAGGGACUACUAGAAACGAUCGAAGACUUGACAAACUAUUACAAACCGCAAUUGAAUCACCUUGGAAAGGUAGCGUUGAAUGGUUUACUUGACGUUAAGCUGGAUUUUAAUGUAAGUGAAUUGAGAAACCAUGCAAAAGACCUGACUGAAUUUGGAUUUCUGUCAGUGCAGCCUGGUGGCAGCAAACUGAAACCAACACUGCAUUAUGCCUUCUUACAUAAAAGUUUUCAAGAAUUCUUUGCAGCAUUCUUCAUUUGUUCUCAGAUUCAAAGCAAGGAAAUGAAACCUGAAGAACUAGUUUCCGAUCCAAGGUAUUUCGUUCAACUUAAACAAAUACUUUUGUUUUCGUGUGGAAUUUUGGCCAUGAAAUGCGAUGAACAGGUUGUGGCUCUUGUAAAGAGAUUAACAAAUGAAGUCAACAAAAAUAAAGGCCGUGGUACAAAAAUUGUAUUGGAGGCCAUCAACGAAUGCAAAAGAGAAAAAAGUGAUUUUCACUCGCAUUUAUCGAAGUCGUUUGGAACUGAUUUGAAUCUAACCAAUUUGUAUUUGUCUAAUAAUGGUAUUAGUGAUGCGGGUGCUACAUGUAUUGCUGAGGCAAUGAAAGUGAACAAGGUGCUAACCAAUUUGGAUUUGACAAGUAAUCGUAUUAGUGAUGCGGGUGCUACAUGUAUUGCUGAGGCAAUGAAAGUGAACAAGACGCUAACCAAUUUGGAUUUGUCUAAUAAUGGUAUUAGUGAUGCGGGUGCUACAUGUAUUGCUGAGGCAAUGAAAGUGAACAAGACGCUAACCAAUUUGUAUUUGCGAAACAAUGGUAUUAGUGAUGCGGGUGCUACAUGUAUUGCUGAGGCAAUGAAAGUGAACAAGACGCUAACCAAUUUGUAUUUGUCUUAUAAUGGUAUUAGUGAUGCGGGUGCUACAUGUAUUGCUGAGGCAAUGAAAGUGAACAAGACGCUAACCAAUUUGAAUUUGUCUAAUAAUGGUAUUAGUGAUGCGGGUGCUACAUGUAUUGCUGAGGCAAUGAAAGUGAACAAGACGCUAACCAAUUUGUAUUUGCGAAACAAUGGUAUUAGUGAUGCGGGUGCUACAUGUAUUGCUGAGGCAAUGAAAGUGAACAAGGUGCUAACCAAUUUGGAUUUGACAAGUAAUCGUAUUAGUGAUGCGGGUGCUACAUGUAUUGCUGAGGCAAUGAAAGUGAACAAGACGCUAACCAAUUUGGAUUUGUCUAAUAAUGGUAUUAGUGAUGCGGGUGCUACAUGUAUUGCUGAGGCAAUGAAAGUGAACAAGACGCUAACCAAUUUGUAUUUGUCUUUUAAUGGUAUUAGUGAUGCGGGUGCUACAUGUAUUGCUGAGGCAAUGAAAGUGAACAAGACGCUAACCAAUUUGAAUUUGUCUAAUAAUGGUAUUAGUGAUGCGGGUGCUACAUGUAUUGCUGAGGCAAUGAAAGUGAACAAGACGCUAACCAAUUUGUAUUUGUCUUAUAAUGGUAUUAGUGAUGCGGGUGCUACAUGUAUUGCUGAGGCAAUGAAAGUGAACAAGACGCUAACCAAUUUGUAUUUGUCUUAUAAUGGUAUUAGUGAUGCGGGUGCUACAUGUAUUGCUGAGGCAAUGAAAGUGAACAAGACGCUAACCAAUUUGAAUUUGUCAAGUAAUCGUAUUAGUGAUGCGGGUGCUACAUGUAUUGCUGAGGCAAUGAAAGUGAACAAGGUGCUAACCAAUUUGGAUUUGUCUUAUAAUGGUAUUAGUGAUGCGGGUGCUACAUGUAUUGCUGAGGCAAUGAAAGUGAACAAGGUGCUAACCAAUUUGGAUUUGUCAAGUAAUCGUAUUAGUGAUGCGGGUGCUACAUGUAUUGCUGAGGCAAUGAAAGUGAACAAGACGCUAACCAAUUUGAAUUUGUCUAAUAAUGGUAUUAGUGCUGCGGGUGCUACAUGUCGCUAA